Molecule: messenger RNA, 1784 nt
Organism: Populus nigra (black poplar)
Lineage: Eukaryota; Viridiplantae; Streptophyta; Magnoliopsida; Malpighiales; Salicaceae
Product: RHOMBOID-like protein 9, chloroplastic
Exons: 7
Coding region: 22-1638 (538 amino acids)
Cellular component (GO): membrane
Molecular function (GO): serine-type endopeptidase activity
Source: RefSeq, a predicted model, not a curated record
AUUCUUGCAAUAAGAACAUUAAUGCAAGUACCAGGAAAGUGCAUCCUUAACUGCUCUCUGCGACACUUCUUAUUAGUUCCAAGUUUCUGUGGCUUCACGGCAAAGUUUGUCGUUCUUGGCAGUUGGCGGUGCAUUAACUGCCAUCCUUUUAUGGUUUACAUGGCUGUAGUUCCAAUAUGCUACAGAAUCCCCUGUAAAGAUCAUACUCUCUCAACUCGAAAUUCAGCAAGGCAACACGAGAGAGGUCUUCUUUGUGCCUGUUCUGCUUUUGCACAGGGGGGCAGUUACCUCUCAAUUUCAAGUGAUGUGCAGAGGAACUGGCCAGUAAUAUAUGCAACUGCUGAUGUUCUGGUGAAAGUUAAGACUAGAGGUAGGACGAAUGCCUCAAAAGGAACGAUUCUUUACCAGGGUCUAUUGAACUUUCAGAGCGUGAUAGACGUACGCCACCUGCAUAAAAUCCACAGAACAAGUAGAGAAAAUCUCUCUGUGGCGUGCCAUGCAUCAAAGUCUGGUACAAAUGAGAAGCAACUGAGAUUAUUAGAUUCUUACUUUGGAAAACUCCAAGAUAAUGUAAGUGAGCCCUCUUCAGAUUCUUGUAACGAGAGGACAGAUUUUUUGGAUACAAGAGUGCAAAUCAAUGUGAAGGAGGAGCUGGAAUAUCUAAAUGCUUAUCUUGACAAGCUUGAUAAAGAUGCAAACUUCGAGAAUAAUGUAUCAUCAACUUUCAAUGAUGAAGCUACGGAGGAAAAUCCAAUAGUAAAACCAAUAUCAGUCAGUAAAGAAUCUAGAAGAGAUAAUGAAGAGAGACUGAGAAGUUUCAGGAAACUGAGAAAUCAGUAUGUUGAAAGUGGUUCGAGGAGGUCUGAAGCUUUAGAGCAAAAUUAUGAAACCUCUUAUUUCUACUUAAUAGGUACACUGGCUUCCAUAAAUAUUGCCGUUUUUCUGUUCGAAAUUGCUAGUCCGGUGAGGAAUUCCGAAUUUGCGCUCUUUUCACUCCCUCUGUUAUAUGGCGCAAAGAUAAAUGAUUUGAUCCUAGUUGGAGAGUGGUGGAGGCUUGUGACACCAAUGUUUCUGCACUCUGGAGCUUUUCAUAUGGUUCUUGGAUCUUGGUCACUGCUUACCUUUGGACCUGAAGUUUGUCGAGGUUAUGGUUCCUUCACAUUUUUCUUGAUAUACGUGCUUGGAGGAAUUUCAGGAAACUUGACAAGCUUUCUCCACACACCAGAGCCAACUGUUGGUGGCACAGGACCAGUAUUUGCCAUUAUUGGAGCUUGGCUCAUUUAUCAGAAUCAAAAUAAAGAUGUAAUAUCGAAGGAUGAUUUUGAUCGUAUGUUCCAGAAGGCAGUAAUCUCUACUGCUGUUAGCUUCAUCUUGAGCCAUUUUGGUCCAAUCGAUGACUGGACACAUUUGGGAGCAGUUUUGACAGGCAUAGUUUAUGGUUUUUUCACAUGUGCAACUCUACAAUUGGAUGAUGCGUCUUCAAGAAGUGGUCAAGAUGAAGGCAUUGCACUUGUUAAAAGACAUGCAGAUCCUUGUAAAUCACUCAUUAUAUUCACCAUCUUCAUUCUCUUCUUAAGCUCUUUGCUUUUCUUUGUUGAACCUCCCCUAGAAACAGUAGUCCUUGAAGACUCCGUAUAGUUGUGAAAACAUAGGAUUCAAAAUCUCGCUUUUACUUUUCAAGACCAAUAUAGGAAGUCUCUGAGUGGUUUAGUUGGAAAAAGAAUAGACAGAUGUGUGCGUAUAUAUAGAAUAAAGUUCUGUAAUAAACGUCUUUUUUUUCUGGC